Fusarium redolens is the source of this 1329-nucleotide messenger RNA. RefSeq lists its product as uncharacterized. The transcript is spliced from 4 exons. Lineage: Eukaryota; Fungi; Ascomycota; Sordariomycetes; Hypocreales; Nectriaceae. The coding region runs from base 1 to 1329 and encodes 442 amino acids. The record is from RefSeq and is a predicted model, not a curated record.
AUGGACGAAACUACGCGACUGGAGUUGAAAAGCCUCAUCUCAGCGACUGGGUCACGGGUAUCUGAAAAUGCUUCCAACCUACCCUCUGCUGGUAUUGGAGGGUCACUUCGGCAAUCUUCGCCGUCUUGGUUCAGGAGAGUGGGCUUAGCUGUGCCACUUCUUCUCAUCCCUAUCGCAUAUGCAGGGCUUCAGCAAAAUCCCAUUUUUACAAAAACACAAUCAACAUACUACCUUGGCAGCAACAGAAGUCAGAUUUACCAGUACUACCGUGCUGGAGCGAGUGUGUUCUUCGGAGCAUCGGCUGGGGCAUCCCUUAUUUCAGAUAUGAGAACCGUUCUUUCUACCUCGUUUUCGACACAGGAUAUCCUAGUUUCCCAUGCCAACACGAGUAGUCCACACUACAACGAGACCAUUAUUGACCUCGGGGGCAAGUGGGAAGCAUCUCGCAGUGGGUGCAGAGAUCUAUGGCGAAAUGUUCGAAUUCCCUUUCUGGAACUCCUACCAGGAUACGAUAGCGACAACCCGGAUACUUGGGUAUCUGUCCCUGAGGAUGAAAUCGUCCCUUACGCUUCACUAAUUGGACUUCCGAUCAGAGACCCUUUCGUGUGGGAAAGCCUUCAAUGGGAGCGAAUGGCACCGAACAUGGGAUACCCAAAUAUCUGGUUCGACUUCCCGAACAGUUCAACGCUCACAGAACAUUUCACAGCAAUGUUUGAUACGGAACCACAGUCAAAAUUGCAGCUUGUAAUGGGAGGCAUAUGUACUGAUGCUGCAUACCAAACUACACAGAUGCUCAGACUUUGCGAUAUCAGCACUUCGUAUAUCGACAUGGAAGUUGGGUGCACUAGAGCAACAGUUGAUGCUGACCUCGUAUGUCAAUCCAAACGGGCUAGGCAUACGCCAUCAUACCCUGUCAAAGGCAACUUGACAGCACUUUCAAGCUUGAGGUUAUCUCAGGGAAUUCUGCGAGAGCUGCCAUUCACAGGUGCCAGCCAUCAUGUUGAGGAACCCAGCACCCUCGAGAUGUAUCUUAGGGACCCAUUGGGAGUCUUCCAGCGUAUUCGUGGAGGAUACAUGGAUGAUCCGAAGACUACAACCAAACUGGGAUGCUUUACCUCUCUUCUACCAGUGAUUCUUGAGCAGAGACUCGCAACCGUUCUCAACACAAUCACUAUGUCAACGUACGAGGUGAAUGUGUUGACUGGCGGCAAGGGACUGUCUCUUGAUGGAGGACCAGUGCUCUGGCAGAAUACUACAGCAACAUGGACGGAAUUCGACAAGGAUACAUACAAGUUGAAUAAGCCGUGGUUUGUUACGACCAUUAUUUAG